Messenger RNA from Pelobates cultripes (western spadefoot toad), 1197 nucleotides. The record is from the annotation of a GenBank genome assembly. NCBI's taxonomy places the organism in Eukaryota, Metazoa, Chordata, Amphibia, Anura, Pelobatidae.
AUGGGUGGUGUAACCAGUGAGAUCAUUUGUCAAGAGGAGUUGGAAAAGAUUAGGAAUAUCAUUGGCAAGGAAACUGAAAAUCUUGAACAAAUAGCAAAAAAGAUCCAGAAUAAAAUAGCAGAACAAGAUGGCGCCACACUGAAAAUUGCUGUAACCGGGGAGUCAGGAUCUGGAAAAUCCACCUUUAUCAAUGCCAUCCGUGGUGUGGCUCAGGAUGAUGAAGGUGCUGCAGCAACAGGUGUAGUGGAAACCACCAUGGAACCAACUGAAUAUCCUCACCCCCAGGACAAAAAUGUAACAUUUUGGGACCUUCCAGGUCUGGGAACUCCUGAGUUUCAGGCAGAAAGUUAUCGUGAAAAAGUUAGGAUGGACGACUAUGAUUUUUUCAUAAUCAUUGCAUCAGAACGAUUCAAAGAAAGUCACAUCCAACUGGGAAAAGACAUCAGAGACAUGAAUAAAAAAUUCUACUUUAUUCGAUCAAAGGUUGAUCAAGACUUGACCAACGCUAAACGAUGUAAUCCGAAGACGUACAAUGAGGAAAAAGUACUUCAAACACUCCGAGAGGACUGCGUUAACAAACUGGAGGAGGGGGGAUUAGGACAACCACACGUGUUUCUACUUUGCUCCUUUGAUUUGAGUCUGUAUGAUUUCCACGGCAUGAUAGAAACCAUGCAAAAGGAAAUGCCCGAUCACAAGAGACGCAAAUUUCUUCUGUCCUUGCCUGUUACUUCUUUACAAAUAAUCGAGGGCAAAAAUCAAACAUUAGGAAGUGAUAUUUGGCUAAGGGCUCUUGGGACAUCUUUUGCGACGGCUAUGGCUUUGCCUGGUCUGUCUUUUGGUUAUAAUGCUGUAAUAAUGGAAGAAACCUUAAAAUUAUACGUGAAGACUUUUUCUCUCGAUGAAGCUUCCUUGAAAUAUUUAGCUACAGAGUCUCUCAAAGAUUUUAAAGAAAUAAAAUCUGUAAUGCAAUCUGCAAUCACCACCCAGGAAAUCAACGCGUCCCUUGUUUUAACAUUGCUGAAGGAAAGUGUAGAUAGAACGGUUUCAAUAACCGAAAAAGUUCUCAGUUUUUUCCCAAUUCUUGGCAGUCUUCCCGCAGCGGGCAUUGCUUAUGUUACAACAUAUAAAGUACUAACAGAAUGCCUCCAAGAUGUCGUUAAAGAUGCAAAAAAGGUUCGGGAUCUGAUUCUUCAAUAA